Messenger RNA from Vombatus ursinus (common wombat), 645 nucleotides. RefSeq names its product sclerostin (gene SOST). The transcript is spliced from 2 exons. The record is from RefSeq and is a predicted model, not a curated record. Gene Ontology annotation, molecular function: BMP binding. Bases 1 to 645 code for a protein of 214 amino acids. NCBI's taxonomy places the organism in Eukaryota, Metazoa, Chordata, Mammalia, Diprotodontia, Vombatidae. Gene Ontology annotation, biological process: negative regulation of Wnt signaling pathway; ossification; negative regulation of BMP signaling pathway.
AUGAAGUUCUCUCUAGUCCUCUGCCUGCUGUGCCUGCUGGUCCAGGUUGCUUUCCACUCUGUGCAAGGGUGGCAGGCCUUCAAGAAUGAUGCCACCGAAAUCAUCCCUGAGCUCAGUGAGCAGCCCGAGCCUCCGCCUGACCUGUCGAACAGCAAUAACAAGACGAUGAACCGGGCGGAGAAUGGAGGGAGAUACCCACACCACCCCUUGGAGCCCAAAGACGCCUCGGAUUACAGCUGCCGGGAGCUGCACUUCACCCGCUACAUCACCGAUGGGCCCUGCCGCAGCGCCAAGCCGGUCACUGAGCUGGUGUGCUCGGGCCAGUGCGGGCCAGCGCACCUGCAGCCCAAUGCUAUUGGGCGCAAAUGGUUGUGGCGCCAGAACGCCCCGGACUAUCGCUGCAUCCCUGACCGCUACCGCACGCAGCGCAUCCCGCUGUUGUGCCCGGGAGGCGAAGAGGCCCGGACUCACAAGAUCCGUGUAGUGGUCUCCUGCAAAUGCAAGCGCUACACUCGUUUCCACAACCAAUCGGAGCUCAAGGACUUCGGCAAGGAGGCCACUCGACCCGCUAAGAACAAGAAGCCGCGGCUGUCCCGGAUGCGGAGCGGCAAGUCCAAACAGCCAGAGCUGGAGAAUGCUUACUAG